AUGCGACCAACAAUACCUAACAGUGUACUACUGGGUUUGAUGUGGACUGGCACCCAAGAUGAGGAUCUCUCACCGGAAGCCCUUCGACACGAGUGCAACAUGGACGACGAAACACAUGGGCCCACUUGGAAGGAUUACGAUCCUCGCAUAGGCGGAACACAAUAUGUUCAAGAUACAACGAACCAACUCGACAUCACGACGCAUUUUGUACGGCUCCCCUAUGGCAACGUGGGCGAUUGGGCGGUCCGAGUCAAAGGCGUUCCCAGGAGAGAUGCACCGGCUAACCUGGAAUCAACAAUGGUCGUUUAUGCAUCCUUGGAGCACAAUGCAAAGCAUGGCGAGAGCGAGCUAUACUGUUCAACGUCAGAUGGAAAGGCUGUGAAUUGCCAUGGCCACAGUCCCGGCCUUGACGAGUUUCAGCUCACGGUGCAGGACACGACUAUCAACCUUGGAUCGAAUGCCGAUCGAUCAUCUUUGCUUCAUAGUGUCUUCGCUACUGAAGAUCAGGCAUGGAAUGCAAAGUCCAUCUUCUUGGACGCCGUGCAAGGCAAAAAGGACAGCUCCAAUGAUGCUCUGCGUGGCAAGGAGAAUGUGCACUUUAUUGUACGCAGCUACAAAGGUGCUUUUGAAUUCGACAUUGAGUACACGAAUAGCACAAGUAGCCGUUCGCACUCAUCCAACCUGAUCACAAGCACGAUUAAAACCAGCCAUAAACAUCACCAGAAACGAAUGGCCGACGUCUUCAAGUUCAGUCAGACGUAUGAGGGAAGACAGUAUCAGGAUUUUGCCCAAUCUAUGGUAUCUAACCUCCUGGCUGGCAUUGGCUUCUUCCACGGGGAUAACAUCGUCGACAUGUCCCAGGCGCCGGAAUACGACGAACAAGGACUCAAAUUCUGGCAAACUGCUGCAGAUGCUCGGGAAAGGGCCAUUCCACAUGGACAAGCGCCUGCUUCGCUACUAUCCAUGACCUCUUCACGGACAUCGUCACCUCAUGGGAUGCUGGGUGAUGAGGGCUUUCAUCUUCUUGUCCUCAUGGAUUGGGACAUGGACCUGGCUUUGGAUAUAGUUCGCGGAUGGCUCAACCUCAUGGACGAAGAUGGCUGGAUUGCAAGCGACCAAAUACUGGGAGCGGAAGCCCGCAGUACAGGCCCAUCGGACACGGUGCAAUAUCCGCACCUGGCCAGCCCUCCGACCAUCUUCAUGGUUGUGGAAGCCAUUGUCGAUGUCAUCUCUGCAGGAGGGGGUGCUAGCUUGGGAGCAUACUCAGCCUCUCUAGAGAACCCUAUGGAGGCCAACCACAUCAUCUCGGAGCUGUACUAUCUACUCAAACGUCACUACGCCUGGUUUCGCCGCACUCAGCAUGGUGGAAAGGGUCAAUACGCGCGAGAAGACGCUGUCGGCUAUAGAUGGCGUGGCCGGACGCCUGGACAAUGCGCUGCCAGCGGCAUGGACGACCACCCUCGACCUGAACCACCUCAUCCAGGAGAACUCCACGUCGACGCUAUAAGCUGGGUAGCCUCCAUGGCCAAAUCCCUCAAACGCAUAGCGCAGUACCUAGGAGACGACAUCGAAGUCGCUACCUUCGCCAAACACGAAACAACCCUCAUGGAAGACCUCAACACACUGCACUGGUCUCGGAUCAACAAAGCCUACUGCGACGCCACCGUCGCCGACGACCAGCACAAACUCAUCUGCCACAAAGGCUACGUCUCCCUCAUACCCUUCGCCCUAGGCCUCCUAGGAACCAACCACCCGCACCUCCCCUACAUCCUGACCAUGCUCCAAGACGAGCGCACCCUCUCCAGCCCGCACGGCAUCCGCAGCCUAAGCGCCAGCUCCCCUCUCGCCUGCUCCACCAAACACUGCCAUUACCGCGGCCCCGUCUCCCUCAACACAAACUACCUCCUCCUCCUGCGCCUCCUCGAACUCUCCCUCUCCCCCGGCCCCCACGCCCAGAAAGCCGCGGAAAUCUACGUCCCGCUCCGCCAUAAUCUCAUCAAGACAGUCUUCACCUCGUGGCGAGAGACGGGCACGGCGUGGAAACAUUACGAUGCGGAGAGCGGGGAGGGCUUGGGCUCGCCGGGAUGGACUGGGUGGACGGCGUUGGUGGUGAAGAUUAUGUGUAUGCCGGAUUUGAAGAGGGAGCAGAAUCCGCCGGAUUGGAGGGUUGAUGAGGAUGUGGAGGAGAGAUAG
Molecule: messenger RNA, 2193 nt
Organism: Zasmidium cellare ATCC 36951
Lineage: Eukaryota; Fungi; Ascomycota; Dothideomycetes; Mycosphaerellales; Mycosphaerellaceae
Product: glycoside hydrolase family 63 protein
Exons: 5
Coding region: 1-2193 (730 amino acids)
Biological process (GO): protein N-linked glycosylation; oligosaccharide metabolic process
Cellular component (GO): endoplasmic reticulum membrane
Molecular function (GO): Glc3Man9GlcNAc2 oligosaccharide glucosidase activity
Source: RefSeq, a predicted model, not a curated record